GAAACCACUCGGCAUCUGAUUCAAGGCUCCAUUUGGAGACCUGGAAUCCAGGGGAGGACUUCCCCGCACUCUUGAUUUCUUCGAGGGGCAUUUCUCCGUUGGCUCUUCGUCACGUUGCUCAGCUAGGGCGCUUGGUGCACACACUUGUCUAGAUCCGAAGCCAUGGGGAAGGUACCAGUUAGGCUGAAAGAGGUUGCUUACACCAUUUCCCCGUACCACCAGCAUGUUAUGACGGGGUUGUGGAAGGACAUUCCUUACAAGUUGAGUAAGAAGUUUCACGAAAAUUGGGUAUCCGCCUUCACUUUGGUGGUUCCCAUUGUCGGCACCUACAUGUAUGCUGAAAAUUACCGGGAACAAGAGAAGCUUCAUCACAGAUACUGAAAUUUAGAAAUGGCGGCUCUGUUAGUUAAGGUUACUGAAAUCCUUGAAUAUUAUUGAGGAUAUUAAUAACGGGUGAACUUGAUGUGAAAUGAGCGUAGAUCAGGUUUUUUGUCCUGGACACGUCCCUUACUCCUACUACGAGGACUGGGAGGCGUUCGUGAUGCGUUUAUUUUUUGUUUUACUUCUAACCUAAAGUCAUGCAUUGACCUUAGUUCUUGUU
Physcomitrium patens is the source of this 601-nucleotide messenger RNA. Its product is annotated as cytochrome b-c1 complex subunit 8-2, mitochondrial. The record is from RefSeq and is a predicted model, not a curated record. Gene Ontology annotation, biological process: mitochondrial electron transport, ubiquinol to cytochrome c. NCBI's taxonomy places the organism in Eukaryota, Viridiplantae, Streptophyta, Bryopsida, Funariales, Funariaceae. Gene Ontology annotation, cellular component: respiratory chain complex III.